Molecule: messenger RNA, 6189 nt
Organism: Podarcis lilfordi (Lilford's wall lizard)
Lineage: Eukaryota; Metazoa; Chordata; Lepidosauria; Squamata; Lacertidae
Source: the annotation of a GenBank genome assembly
UGCCCGUCUAGGGACCACAGAGGGGUAAACGCUUGAAGACUCCCCAGUCCCAGUCUAUUCCUGUAUCUAUGCUACGAAUAAAAAGCUGCGGCGGCAACGAGAUAAAAGUAUGCGCAUGGAUAUUAGUCAGGCGGAUGUGUAGACAUCACUCUACAGGAAAUUGGCGAGGAGGAGGAAGGUCCCACACAGUGUGUGUGGGGGGGAAAUGUAGAGAAAGGUGACGGUUGAGAUGUGUAUUUUUAUUUUUUCGCGUUGACAGGGAUUGACAGGGGAGCCGAGCGUGCGUUUUCGAGAAAGGCUUUUCGUUGUUUCUUAAGGGCCGGGAGUGGAGAGAUGGCAGAGGGAAGUGCCUGAGGAGGAGCUGGAACAGUCGAGGGACUGGCGAGAGGCGAAGGUGGGAGACCUGACCGCGGGCGGAGGGAGGAAGAGAGGCUGCUCUAGGCCGAGCCGCCGCGUAGGUGGGGAGGGGGCGCCGCUAGCCUAGAGGAGGGGCUCGGAGCCUAUGGUUCCCACAGCAGGCCAUUCGGGGACUCUAGCUCCCGGCGGCGGCAGCCAGCGGGACCCAUGGCUGGGGAUUGUGGGAGUUGUAGUCCCACGAGGGCUCUCCCCCUCCCGGCUUGGUGGAGGUGAUAUUGUGGGGCUAGAGGUGAGGUGGGCGGGAGGGAGGAGGCUCUUCUUAGGAAACGGUCAGCGAGGAGGAAAUGUUGGGGGGCGGGCCCAGAUGUAUAGCACUUUAUUAGUUAAAACAACCUUUCAAGCCACGUUGGGUGGUGGUUGUUGUGUUUAUUAGCAUGUUAUAUAUUUUCACAUUUUCGGUUCGUAAAGCACCAUGUGAUCCUUGGAUGAAGUAUGUUAUAGAAAUAUAAUAAAUAAUACAAUGGUGAUGAUGAUUACCAAAAAUCUGGUAAGCUGGUCCAUAAAACAAGUGGUAAUAGCCUCUUAGAAUGUCCGCAUAUACUUUUGCUAGCACAACAGCGGUCUUAAAAAAGCAACAACUGUAUGCUUGUGCAUGUAUUUUUCCUUGGAAGACAACACUUUGAGUAACGUUUGCACAGAAACAGCAACAACAAGAGUCCUCCUGUCUUCUGGUUUACAGGUGCCUCUUCACUUGGUUGACCUGAAACAGUAUGUUGAAAAAAGCUGCUUCGCUAACUGCUCUUUACAUUUCCUGGAAGCAGAAGCUAUGAGGAGCAUCUCCUUUAAAAAGGAGUGCAUCACACAUGGGCAUAACCUGAGUUGUGUAUGAGGAAGGGAGCCAAGCGGGAUUGGGGUUUUUGCUCACAACUUGGUUUCAUUCUUACAGGUAGCAAUGGCUGACUCUUCUGCAGUCGGUACGCCACUGUUGACUGAGCAUCUUCUUACAAAGGUGUCGGACUGCAAUGGGCUUGAUGUUUCAAUAGCCCAGGAGCAUCCAACAAUCUGUAAGCCAGAGCCUAUCUGUGUAGAGGAGGUGAGCUCCACAAUGCUGCCCCCUGUCUGCCCAGGCACAAAUGACAGAGAAAAAGGACCCCCUAGCAAUAGUACAAUCUGUGAGUACUGUGGUUUUGUUCUUGCUUUUAGAAUUUAAACAAUUCUCCAGCUGGUGAAAGAGAGUUUCUAGCACCCUGUUAUAAACAAUUAUUAAAAAAUUGCAUUAGAAGUCAUAAUCUUCUUCCUUUUAUCAUGUUUCUCUGCCAGCAUUCUGAAAUAUGAACAAGGAUGUGACUGCAUGGCAUCAUGAGACACAGGUUUUCUGCAUGGCACCAUUUGCAGUGCAGACAGCCAGCUCUAGGUCUAUGCAUGCAACCCAAUGUGUUGCCCAGGUUCUGCAGUUUCCUAGCUUUCAUUAAAAAACGAGGGGAAAGCUUCUAGCUCUCAUGACUGUAGAGGAAAAUCUUAAAAACUGCUACUUAAUUUAAUGCUCACUUUCAGGUAAGUAACCACCGCCUCUAGGUGAGGAAUGCCUGUCCACUUUUAUUGCCUAUGUCACUUGCAUCCUGAUAGUUUGCAUGCGAGUCCCUUCUCCUAAUCAACUUUUCAUUCUCCCUUUAUCCCUGCCGGGGAACAGCCAAAGUGUUCCACAGUGAUUACUUGACUGGAGAAACACAACAGUGUGUGAAGGCAGCUGCUGCUUGGUAUCUCCCCUCUCCCCACUUCUGCUAUCAGAUGUCACACUUCAUCAACAGCUGAUGAAGGAGAGUGUAGCUUAUGCAACCACCUCCUCAGUAGUUUGUGUACAAUGCUGACUUAAGCCCACAUAGCUUGUGUAGUCCAAAGGUUGUGAGAAUGAAUAGUGUCCUGCUGAUGAAAAACUGAUUGCCAGGAAGGCAGACUUUUCAUGGCAUUCUCUCCACCUGUUUCUCCUUCUCUUCAGGGAGGUUCUGCAAAGUAAGCUGCAGGUUCUGCCAGGCCCUGCUUGAUUCCCUCUGUUUCUCUUCAUCUCCAGACAGCCUGGGUGCCAAUCAGUGUUUUCACUGCCUGAUCACCUUCCCAGAUGAGAAGUUCAAGGAGCGGCACAUGAAGCGGGAACACCCGGAGGACUUCGUUCAGGCCAAUCUGCGUGAUGCUCUUUUUGUCUGCUUCAUAUGUAACAAGGCCUUUGAGAGUUCACGUGCGCUCAUCUGCCACCAGCGGGGCCAUGCGCCAGCCCCGCCCUCCGACCCUACUGACUCCUUGCGCCCUACCUUUGACUGCCAUGAUUGUGGCCGCCGCUUCAGCCAGUUGGCCAACUACCAGCGUCACCGCCUGGGCCAUGCCGCGGGCCACAGCUUGCCUCACCAGUGUCCGGACUGUGGCAAGAGCUUCCGACAGCUUUCAAACUUGCGUCGGCACCAGGCUUUCCACCAGCAGACCCAGGAGUUGCUGCCCUCCCUCCCCUAUUCCUGCAUGGACUGUGGGGAGAGCUUUAACCAGGAGGCUGGGCUGCAUGAACACUACAUCCGCCAUGCCCGCGGGGAGCUCUAAUAUAAGCUGUAGCUUCGUAUCUAUUCCCUGGAUCCAGAUGGAGGCAGGAAGAUGACAGGCAUUGCAGUGUGAGAUGCAGAGCCAGAAUGAGACAAGGAACAGGAUUAAUGGGUCCUUUCUGGUUCAGAAACAGAAGGGGGAAGCCGCUAUUUUCAGGAGGUGUCACAUCUGGUUUUGCUUCAGUCAGGAAGAAUAGUUGGUACAGGGAUAUAUGCAAAGCUGUAUUUUCCUUAGAGGAAGUGCUGUCUCCACAGAGUGAGGAUAACUGAAGGACCGAGGAUGGGAAUAGUCUCUUUUAGGAGAUGCUGACUUCCACCUAGUUCAUGGCAAGAUUUGCUACUGGUCAAAGGGGAGGGAAGCUUCCAUCAGUAUUUUGCCUUUUCUAGAUGCUCGGCUGUCAUGAAGGGCACACUUUUUGCACUCCCACCUGCCCAAGCUUGGAAUUUCUGGGUAGCCUUGCAGAGAACCUGCUUGCUUCCUGCAGAAGGUUGGGAAAAGUUAAAUGUUUGAGGGUGCAGAGUAGAAGUUAAGUCAGCUGAUUAAACCCUACAAGUGCUUUUUUAUAGGGAAAGGAGAAUUCAAGUGAGAAUAUUCUCUUGCUUUUUAAACAUGAACUAUACACAGCUUUGGAUUUGAGCCAACCCCUUCAGCUGUGAGUAUCCUGAUUGGAUUCUCUACUUGUGAGAGUAAGGCUGAUUGGGAGGCAGAAUACCAGUGCUUUUCUUCUCUGGGGGGUACUUGAGGGUACACAGUACCGGCACCUUUUCUUUUCCUAGAAGAAAAGCAGUGGUUAAAAACAUGGCACUUACUGUAACAACUUCAUGGUGAAUACUGACACCUUAAGAGGAAAAGCACUGCAGAAGACAAUAUAAAUUACGUUCCACAGCUCUGUGUACAAUGCCAGAAGCACCUCUUAGGCUCUCAAUAGGCCAUCAGUGGAGAAUCUUUUUCCUGUUGAUGGCUGCAUUCCCUUGAGGGAGGGAGGCAGAGUCAAAAGUGGGCAGGGCCACCUCUCUUCUCUCCUUCCUUUUCCUUCCCCACCCAGCAGGCUGCUGGGGGAAGUACAUUGUGCUUCCCAGAGAUCUGAGCCAGUGUCUUGCAGAGUCUCUCUGCUACCUCCAUCCAUUUCAGCCUUCCUUGUGUAUUUUCCCCCUUCCUGCCCUCUUUCCCCAGACAUUAGGCUGCAUGAUACUCUGCUGAAGUCCGCCGAUUACCCACUCUGGCAGGAAGGUAAACGGCGUUUCUGUGCGCUGCUCGGGUUCACCAGAAGCGGCUUAGUCAUGCUGGCCACAUGACCCGGAAGCUGUACGCUGGUUCCCUUGGCCAGUAAAGCAAGAUGAGCGCCGCAACCCCAGAGUCAUCCGUGACUGGACCUAAUGGUCAGAGGUCCCUUUACCUUUUACCCUUUCUCCAUCCCCCUCCUUGUCCCUUGUUACAGACUCCGCUAACCCAGAAAUAGUACCUCGGGUUAAGAACUUUGCUUCAGGAUGAGAACAGAAAUCAUGCUCCGGCGGCACGGCAGCAGCGGGAGGCCCCAUUAGCUAAAGUGGUGCUUCAGGUUAAGAACAGUUUCAGGUUAAGAACGGACCUCCGGAACGAAUUAAGUACUUAACCCGAGUUACCACUGUAGUUCUUACACUCCAGUUUGUUUGCUACUCAAGCAUGGAACAGAUUACGCUGGCUCUUCUGGCCAGUGCGAUGUGCUAGAAAUGUGACAUCCCUAUGCUGUCCACUUGGUGGCACUGCCAGCUAGAAAUUGAAAGCAUAGUCUCCAUUCCAAGGCACCUAACACUAACAAAUAAAUCUACUUUGUACUGAGUCACUAUAUAUACUGAGUCAUUGGUCUGCUUGGUCCAGUACUGUUUUUGCCACCUGACAUUUGAGAACAUUCUCAAAUCCCAGAUCCUUUUAAACUGGUGAUGUUGCAGAUGGAACAUGAGACCUUGCGUUCUCCCAAAACUGAGCUGUGAACACUGCUAAACCAUGCUGGAUCACAUGGAAUGGCUUUUGCUUGCCCAAAUAGGCACUUAGGCUCCUCCUGCACUACAACCUGCUGUGUUAUACAGCUUUAAAUUGUCAUGGCUUUACCCCAAAGGAUCCUGGGAACUGUUGUUUGUUAUGGGUGCUGUGAGUUGUCAGGAGAUCUCUAAUCCCGUCACAGAGCUACAUUUCCUAGAGUUGACUAGGGAAAGGGAUUGAUUGUUAAACCACUCUGGGAACUAUAGCUUUGUGAAGGGAAUAGGGGUCUCCUCACAGCUCUCAGAAUCCUUAACCAAGUAGGAUGUUUUGGAGAAGAGCUAUGACGGUUUAUAGUAGUAUAAUACUGCUUAUGGCACCUCAGAUUCAGCUCCUGGCCCUUUUCAUUUUAUAAUUUCCACCCUGGAUAAUAAAAGCAGCCCAUGAUUUCUUUCUUUCCUCACUAAUGCAACUCUAGUAGUAGUAGUAGUAAUAGUAGUAGUUAAAAAUGGCUCUUCCCAUUAAAAUUAAUUGUGUGGGUGUCUUGAGAGAGCUGUAUCCCCAUUUACAGCUUGUCAUUGUCAUUAUUCAUAUAUUGCUAUAGGGCUAUACAAGUACUCCUGUGCUAGAGGAGCACAGCAGAAAGCUCAGCAUCUGAAUUCACAAAAUAAAACUGAAAAACGUUAACAAUGAUUUGCGUUCACAUGUCUAAUGUGGGAUAAUGAGUUGUUGCUCUUUACUCAUUGAUAACACAGGCACUAGCCAAUAGGUGCCUGCCAUACUCGCUCAGCCACAUUCCACCCAGCACACAAUGGAUAUUUUAGCGGGAGGAGGAAAAUUGCUUAGCAAUGAAAUGUGUCUUAAAAGCAGGGAAGUAUGCUGUGCCCAUAAAUGCUAGGGCUACUAGAAGUGUCUGGGUGCAUGUCCCAGGUUCUGUCUUCAUCCAUGUUCAGGUAGGGCUUGGUGAAAGCCCUGUCUGAAAUCCUGGAAAGCUGUUUCCCAUCCAUCUAGGCAAGACUUAACCGAGAUGGACCAUUGGUUCUGACUCUGUAGAAGGCAGCUUCCUAUGCUCUCCAUAUUUGCCUGCGUGGGACUGUUUUGUUCUCCUUCCGCAUGAACGAACAAGCCAGGAAGUCACAGUUAGAGACACACACACACACACACAUUCCUUUCCAGAUCAAAGCACACACAACCUGUUUUUUAACGUGCUUUCUUGAUGGCACGCAUAGCUAAUCACAAGUACUUAAAUAGAACCUAGAUCUUCUCUGGAAAUAAAUAAUUUAUGUUCGC